GCUAAGCAAAACAUUCUUAUGAAGCUUAAAUUGGUUGAGAAAAAAAGAGAAUUGCUUGUCAAAGAACAAACUCGACAUGUUUUGAAUGCAUCGAUAGAGACUCGGGAUCAAUGUCUUUUGGUACAAAAAUCGAUUACUAGAAAGCGUUUGUUGGAUGAGUCUAGUGAGCAUACCCAUAAGGAGUUGAUAAUGAUUG
Acaulospora morrowiae is the source of this 196-nucleotide messenger RNA. Lineage: Eukaryota; Fungi; Glomeromycota; Glomeromycetes; Diversisporales; Acaulosporaceae. The record is from the annotation of a GenBank genome assembly.